Melanotaenia boesemani (Boeseman's rainbowfish) is the source of this 2721-nucleotide messenger RNA. Its product is annotated as protein NLRC3-like. Lineage: Eukaryota; Metazoa; Chordata; Actinopteri; Atheriniformes; Melanotaeniidae. Bases 16 to 2706 code for a protein of 896 amino acids. Gene Ontology annotation, molecular function: protein binding; metal ion binding. The transcript is spliced from 6 exons. The record is from RefSeq and is a predicted model, not a curated record.
ACUGAUGCCCAGAACAUGAGUGAGUGUGUGGAAAAAGAUGAAAACGGAGCAGAUUCUGCAGGAUCCAGCUGUCCAUCUCUAAGGAGUGUCUUGUCCAUAAAUGAACUUCCGGGCUUUAGUAAUGAUUCUGGACCCCCACACCCUACAGGGAGGAAGAGGAGUGGUGUUUGUGAUGAGGAGCAGCUGUCCUGCUGUGCUAUAUGUCAGGAUGCCUUGAAGGAUCCAGUCUCCACCACCUGUGGACACUGGUUCUGUAGACGCUGCAUAACCUCAUAUUGGGAGCAGUCUGGCUCAUCAGGAACAUCCACCUGUCCCUGGUGUGGAGAAAAAUCCAUAAGACGACCCACAGAUGUUGGUCUGCAGGAGGUUUUCGAUGAACAUAAAAUCAGUCUGAGGAGGAGAUGUGAACAUGUGACUGAAGGAACUGAUGGAACAGGAAGUAGAACCCUCCUCAACAGGAUCUACACUGAGCUCUUCAUCACAGAGGGACAGAGUGAAGAGGUUAAUACCCAACAUGAGGUGAGGCAGCUGAAGACCGCUUCCAAGAUCAACACCCUCCAUGACACUCCAAUCAGGUGCCACGACAUCUUUAAAACCUUACCUGACCAACAUGGACCAAUCAGAGUGGUUCUGACCAACGGCGUCGCUGGUGUUGGAAAAACCUUCUCAGUGCAGAAGUUCACUCUGGACUGGGCAGAGGGCUUGGAGAACCAAGAUGUCAGUGUGGUGGUUCUGCUUUCAUUCAGGGAGCUGAACUUGAUCAGAGAUGAUCAGUACAGUCUUCUCCAGCUGCUCCAUGUUUUCCAUCCAACAUUACAGAAGAUCCCAGCAGAGCAGCUGGCUGUCUGGAAACUUCUCUUCAUCUUUGAUGGUCUGGAUGAAAGCAGACUUUCUCUGGACUUCAACAACACUGAGGUUGUUUCUGAUGUCACACAGAAAUCUUCAGUCAACGUGCUGCUGACAAACCUCAUCAAGGGGAAUCUGCUGCCCUCAGCUCUCAUCUGGAUCACUUCCAGACCUGCAGCAGCCAAUCAGAUCCCUCCUACAUGUGUUGACAGGGUAACAGAAGUACGAGGCUUCACUGAUGUCCAGAAGGAGGAGUACUUCAGGAGGAGAUUCAGUGAUGAAGAGGUGUCCAGCAGAAUCAUCUCCCAAAUGAAGACAUCCAGGAGCCUCCACAUCAUGUGUGGAAUCCCAGUCUUCUGCUGGAUCACUGCUACAGUUCUGGAGCACAUGUUGACCACAGAGCAGAGAGGAGAGCUGCCCAAGACCAUGACAGACAUGUACUCACACUUCCUGAUCAUCCUGACAAAGAGGAAGAAGAACAAGUACCAUGAGGGACAUGAGAUGAGUCCACAGGAGCUGAUGGAGACUGACAGGGAAGUUCUUCUGAAGCUGGGGAGGCUGGCGUUUGAACAUCUGGAGAAAGGAAACAUCAUGUUCUACCAAGAAGACCUGGAGCAGUGUGGUCUGGAUGUCACAGAGGCCUCGGUGUUCUCAGGAGUUUGUACUGAGAUCUUCAGAAGAGAGUGUGUGAUCUUCCAGAAACCAGUUUACUGCUUCGUUCAUCUGAGUGUUCAGGAGUUUCUGGCUGCAGUCUACAUGAUGCACUGCUACAUCAACAGGAACACAGAGGUGCUCGAAGAUUUCCUGGGGAGAGACUGGGAUGAUGAUGAUGAUGAUGAUGGUGAUGACAAUGAUAAUGGUGAUGAUGAUAUGGAAAGGUCAUUUCUAGAUGUUUUCCUAAAGAGAGUCAUGGAAGAAUCCUUUGAAAGUAAAAACGGCCAUAUGGACCUGUUUGUUCGUUUUCUUCAUGGCCUCUCUCUGCAGUCCAACCAGAGACUCUUAGCGGGCCUGUUGGGUUGGAAAGAGAACAGACCAGAAACCAUGGAAACAGUUAUCAACAACCUGAAGAAGAUGAACACAUAUAACAUCAGUCCUGACAGGAGCAUCAACAUCUUCCUCUGUCUGAUAGAGAUAAACGACCUCUCAGUUUAUCAGGAGAUCCAAGACUUCCUGAGGUCAGAGAACAGAUCAGAGGAGAAACUGUCAGAGAUCCAAUGUUCAGCUCUGGCCUACAUGCUGCAGAUGUCGGAGGAGGUUCUGGAGGAAUUGGACCUGAAGCAGUACAACACAACAGAGGAGGGACGGCAUAGGCUGAUACCAGCUGUGAGGAACUGCAGAAAGGCUCUACUCUCUGGCUGUGGACUCUCAGACAUUCACUGUGAAGUUGUGGCUUCAGCUUUGAAGUCCAACCCCUCCCAUCUGAGAGAGCUGGAGCUGAGUCACAAUGAGCUGCAGGAUUCAGGAGUGGAGCUUCUUUCAGCCGGACUGGAGAGUCCAAACUGUAAACUGGAGUCUCUCAGAUUGACAUGGUGCAGUUUGUCAAAGAUAAGUUGUGCUUCUUUGAGCUCAGCUUUAAAGUCUAAUCCCUCCCACCUGAAACACCUGGACCUGAGUUACAACAGCCCAGAGGAUUCAGGAGUGAAGCAGCUGUGUGGCUAUUUGGAGUGUCCAGACUGUAUACUGGAGACUUUGGGAUUGUGCCAUUGCAGGUUGUCAAGGAUCAGUUGUGCUUCUCUUAGCACAGCUCUGAAGUCCAACCCCUCCCAUCUGAGACAUCUGAACCUGAGUAGAAACAACCUACAGGAUUCAGGGAUGAAGGAGCUAUGUGGUUUUUUGAAGAGUCCAGACUGUAGACUGUAGACUGGAGUCCCUGAG